Chrysoperla carnea is the source of this 1270-nucleotide messenger RNA. RefSeq names its product prodigiosin synthesizing transferase PigC-like. The coding region runs from base 77 to 1249 and encodes 390 amino acids. NCBI's taxonomy places the organism in Eukaryota, Metazoa, Arthropoda, Insecta, Neuroptera, Chrysopidae. Gene Ontology annotation, molecular function: transferase activity, transferring phosphorus-containing groups. The record is from RefSeq and is a predicted model, not a curated record. The transcript has 7 exons. Gene Ontology annotation, biological process: phosphorylation.
UUUCAAAAUAGAUUUUAAUGAAAUAGAUAAUUCAAAAGACUUAUAUAAAUUAAUUUUGAAAUCAUUACCAAGUUUAAUGGAAUUUUCGAACCAUCAUAUGAUGAGUUCCGGUGGAUCAACAUUUUAUAAAAUAUGGAUUAUGUCAACCCUCUUAGGCUCCAGUCAAGAAAUAACUGAAGAUCACCUAAAUGAUUUUACGAAAAUUUUAUCACUUGAAAACAACGUUCUUUCAGGGGAAAUUCCUAAGAGGUUGAAAAACGUGUCGAAUGUAAUUGCUAGAUCUGGUAAAUCGAAAGAAUUCCAAAAAUUGACUCCUAAAGAAUGUUUACCUUGGCUUCAAAAACACGUGCCAGAAGCAGAAAAACAAUUUCAAGAAAUAUUAAAAGAACAUGGUCAUCGAGGUAUAAUGGAGUUUGAUAUGUAUUAUGAACCUUGGAGUUUAAAUCCAACACCCUUACUAGAAGCCUUACAAAGUACAUCACACAUGGAAUUAACCAACACAGAACGCGGUGAAGUUAAUAUAAAAAAUUUAAUAAACAGUCUUAAAACACCAAAAAGCUUCAUUUCAAAGUUGUUUUUAAGAUAUUUAAUACCAAAAUUACAAUCUUGUAUACGCAGUCGAGAAUUUACAAAAUCUGCACUCAUUCUAGUAGGACAUAAAUUCCGAUUGGCAUUCCGACAUUUAGGAUAUCUAUUGGAAAAAGAAGGGAAGUUACCAAAUGCCAAUCUUAUAUUUUUCCUAACCAAAUAUGAGCUUAAUGAAUUAAUCCAUGAAAAUAAGACUGAAUUACUUGAGAAGGCCGCCAGAAGACAAAAGUUGUAUCCACAGCUGAAUAAGAUAACAUAUGAAGAGUACAAUUAUGGGAGACCUGAACCAAUUCCAGACGUAAUAUCAACCAUUGAUUUAGAAAGUGAUUGUACACUAAAAGGCACUGCUGUUUAUCCUGGUUUAAUACAAGGUCGUGCUUGUGUUAUUACAGAUAUUUCCCAGGCUCAUUUAAUUCAACCAAAUGAUAUUUUAAUAACUACUGCCACGGAUGUUGGUUGGUCACCAUAUUUCCCAAUGAUUUCAGGUCUUGUAACAGAAAUAGGUGGUUUAAUAUCGCAUGGAGCAGUGAUUGCUCGUGAAUAUGGUAUACCUUGUGUUAUUGGUGUCAAAGGUGCUACAAGAAUGUUUGCAACUGACAAUCAACUAAUUCUGGACGCAAAUAAAGGAAAUAUUUCACGUGUAAUUACUAAAGAUCAAUAAAAACCAGUAUUUGUUAUUUUU